Sorex fumeus (smoky shrew) is the source of this 1447-nucleotide messenger RNA. RefSeq names its product LanC like glutathione S-transferase 1 (gene LANCL1). Gene Ontology annotation, biological process: carbohydrate metabolic process; peptide modification. Gene Ontology annotation, cellular component: plasma membrane. Bases 139 to 1338 code for a protein of 399 amino acids. The transcript has 10 exons. The record is from RefSeq and is a predicted model, not a curated record. NCBI's taxonomy places the organism in Eukaryota, Metazoa, Chordata, Mammalia, Eulipotyphla, Soricidae.
UCUGUGUCGUCCAGGGGGUGAGAGGCCGGGGCGCUGGGCUGGGCUACCGGGGCGCUGGACCGGCGAUUCCUUCAGUCGCAGGAGUGGGAGCGUGGGGUGCAAAACGGGUUCCCUUCAUCGCGGCUCGUUUCCGACGCCAUGGCUCAAAGGGCCUUCCCGAAUCCUUAUCCCGAUUUUAACAAAUCCCUGGCCGAGAGCUACUUUGAUACUGCCGGGAGGCUGACUCCAGAGUUUUCACAUCGCUUGAAUGAUAAGAUUCGAGGGCUUAUUCAGCAAAUGGAGAGAGGCUUAAAGUCAGCAGACCCUCGGGAUGGCACUGUUUACACUGGCUGGGCAGGUAUUUCGCUGCUUUACCUACAUCUCUAUGAUCUGUUCGGGGACCCUGCCUACCUCCAGAUGGCACACGGCUAUGUGAAGCAAAGUCUGAACUGUUUGACCAAACAUUCCAUCACUUUCCUCUGCGGGGACGCAGGGCCCCUGGCCGUGGCUGCUGUGGUGUAUCACAAGAUGAACCAGGAGAAGGAGGUGGAAGGCUGCAUCGCCAGGCUAAUGCACCUAAGUAAGAUUGAUCCCCAUGCUCCAAAUGAAAUGCUUUAUGGACGAAUGGGCUACAUCUAUGCUCUUCUCUUUGUGAAUAAGAACUUUGGUGAGGAAAAGAUUCCUCAAAGCCAUAUUCAGCAGAUUUCUGAAGCAGUCUUAACCUCUGGAGAAACUCUGUCUAAAAAAAAAGGCUUUGCAUCAAAGACUCCACUGAUGUAUGAAUGGUAUCGAGAAUAUUAUGUGGGGGCUGCUCACGGCCUGUCGGGAAUUUAUUAUUUCCUGAUGCAGCCCAGCCUCCGCGUGAGCCAUGGGAAAUUAUAUACUUUGGUCAAACCCAGUGUAGACUAUGUCUGCCAGCUGAAAUUCCCGUCUGGCAAUUACCCUCCAUGUGUGGGUGAUACUCAAGAUCUGCUGGUUCACUGGUGCCAUGGCUGUCCGGGGGUAAUCUACAUGCUCAUCCAGGCAUAUAAGGUGUUCAAAGAGGAACGGUACCUCGAGGAUGCCUGUAAGUGUGCAGACGUGACCUGGCAGUAUGGGCUGCUGAAGAAAGGGUACGGGCUGUGCCACGGUGCGGCUGGGAAUGCCUACGCCUUCCUUGCACUGUACAACUUCACACAGGAUGUCAAAUAUCUGUACAGGGCCUGUAAGUUUGCUGAAUGGUGCUUAGAUUAUGGAGAACAUGGAUGCAGAACGCCAGACACCCCCUUCUCUCUUUUUGAAGGAAUGGCUGGAACCAUCUACUUCCUGGCUGACCUCCUUGUGCCCACGAAAGCCAAGUUCCCUGCAUUUGAGCUUUAGAGGGAAAGCCCACUGCCCACCUGUAACUCACUGCAUGACCCUUUCUUCUGUCAGCCGCGGGCUAUGGCUCUCAUUGCUUUUCAAGAAAACAUAGAAACUAUGUACAUGA